Penicillium salamii is the source of this 1911-nucleotide messenger RNA. The record is from the annotation of a GenBank genome assembly. Lineage: Eukaryota; Fungi; Ascomycota; Eurotiomycetes; Eurotiales; Aspergillaceae.
AUGAGAUUACUCGUGGGGCUUUCAUUGUUAUCUCUCAUCUCUCCCUCCAUAUGCGUUCCUGCUGCAAACCUUCGUCUACGAACCGAGUCAACUCAAGUUGAACAACCAUUGAUCAAGCUCAAGCCCCAACAGAGCUCCUCUCGAGAACUUCUGAGCCUCGAUGGUCUGUGGAAAUUCGCUCUUGCGUCUGGUCCCAAUGACACUACCACGCCCUGGACAGCCCCAUUGCCCAAAGGCCUUGAAUGUCCCGUGCCAGCUUCCUAUAAUGACAUAUUCGUCGAUCGAGAGAUCCAUGACCACGUAGGAUGGGUUUAUUACCAACGUGAUGUCAUUGUACCCAAAGGCUGGUCCCAAGAAAGAUAUCUUGUCCGGGCUGAGUCUGCCACCCACAAAGGGCGUAUAUAUGUGAAUGACCACCUCCUUGCCGAGCAUGUGGGUGGUUACACGCCCUUUGAAGCCGACAUUACCGACUAUAUUGCUGCGGGGGAGAAGUUUCGUUUGACAAUUGCUGUCAACAAUGAGCUCACCCAUGAGACGAUUCCACCCGGAGAGAUCUCAGUGGGCAAGGCCACGGGGAAGAGAGUUCAGACCUACCACCACGACUUCUACAAUUAUGCUGGUCUUGCUAGAUCCGUCUGGCUUUAUUCAGUCCCUCGUCAGCACAUUCAAGACAUCACUGUCGUCACAGAUGUUACCGGUGCAGAUGGCUUGAUCAGCUACCAGAUCAAAGUUGCCAAUGGCACAAAUGAGCAGAUCAAAAUCGAAGUCAUAGACGAGGAUGGAAAUCUGGCUGCAAAUUCCUCUGGAGUGAAAGGCACUGUGCGAAUCCCAUCAGUCAAGCUAUGGCAGCCCGGUGCUGCCUAUCUUUACCAGUUCCAGGCCAGUGUCGUGAACUCCCAAGGCGAAACAGUCGACACUUAUAGCCUGGCCACUGGUGUGCGUACCGUCAAAGUCAGCGGGAACAAGUUCCUCAUCAAUGACAAGCCAUUUUACUUUACCGGAUUUGGAAAACACGAGGACAGCGCGGUGCGCGGCAAAGGUCAUGACCAAGCAUACCUGGUUCACGAUUUCCAACUCUUGAACUGGAUUGGCGCGAACUCGUUCCGAACAUCACACUACCCAUAUGCUGAGGAGGUCAUGGACUUUGCAGACCGACACGGGAUCGUCGUCAUCGACGAGACCCCUGCCGUGGGGUUGAAUAUCGCUCUAUUGGGUCUGUCCGACAGUGAUGCUAAAACCUUCACCUCGGAGGCUAUCAACAACAACACCCAAGCUGCGCACAAGCAAGCAAUCCGUGAGCUCAUUAAUCGGGACAAGAACCAUGCCAGUGUGGUAAUGUGGUCCAUUGCCAAUGAACCUGCCUCCCAUGAAGAUGGAGCACGGGAGUAUUUCGAGCCGUUGGCCAAGCUGACUCGACAACUUGAUGCAAGUCGCCCAAUCACCUUUGCCAAUGUCGGAAUGGCAACGUAUAAAGAGGAUCGAAUCUCUGAUCUUUUUGAUGUCAGCUGUCUGAAUCGGUACUUCGGAUGGUAUUCCGAGACUGGAGAUCUCGAGGAAGCCGAAGCAGCACUCGAAGAAGAACUGCUUGGAUGGGAGAAGAAUUUUGACAGACCCAUUGUCAUGACCGAGUAUGGGGCUGAUACGAUUGCUGGCCUUCAUUCUGUAUUCGGGUUUCCCUGGAGCGAGGAGUUCCAGACGCAAAUGCUUGCCAUGUACCAUCGAGUUUUCGACCGUGUGGGAUCGAUGGCCGGUGAACAGGUUUGGGCGUUUGCUGACUUCCAGACUAAUUUGGGUAUUCAGCGGGUGGAUGGUAACAAGAAGGGCGUUUUCACUAGGGAUCGGAAGCCCAAGGCUGCCGCACAUGGCCUCAAGGCAAGGUGGACUAAGAUGGCAGGUGAUAUCUUGGCUUAA